Molecule: messenger RNA, 258 nt
Organism: Exserohilum turcica Et28A
Lineage: Eukaryota; Fungi; Ascomycota; Dothideomycetes; Pleosporales; Pleosporaceae
Exons: 2
Coding region: 1-258 (85 amino acids)
Source: RefSeq, a predicted model, not a curated record
AUGAAAUUCGCUAUUGUCAUCUCCACUAUCCUUUUUGGAGCUGUCCCCGCACUCGCAGGCACGAGAGUGUGGUGUGAAUGGGCAGACUUUGCCAAGGUCGAAGGAAAAUGCAUUGACUCUGCUUAUAACCUUCCUGUUGUUGACAUUGGAACCUGUUGUGUAGUAACUACUGUGGAGGAAGUGAAAUUCAAAUCGAUCUGUAAAGAACUCAACUCCAAUUUCAAUUCAGGUGGAUACUGCAAGGGCAAUGGUGAGUAG